This is a messenger RNA of Oncorhynchus mykiss (rainbow trout), 1823 nucleotides long. Lineage: Eukaryota; Metazoa; Chordata; Actinopteri; Salmoniformes; Salmonidae. The record is from RefSeq and is a predicted model, not a curated record.
CUAGUAAGCUUUAAAAGGUGGACAGGACUGAUUUCGAUGAGUAUAGCCCAAUUCACACACAAGCACUAUGCCACAUUCCCAAGGACCGUUCACUUAUGAGCGCUCAGCCUUUCGGAGACCCGUGUAGCUUAUUGUUGUCUGCGCAUAUUUGACAACCAAUUGAAUUACCACCUGGGUUACCGCACCGCUGGACAUGACCAAUGUGGUAUUAUGGAGGCUAAAUAACAGCAUCUUCAGGUAACUUUCCGGGGCUUUCAAGCAACAUACCUUACAUCCAGCAGCACACUCUGACAAGAUGGGCGUGUUAGCGAGCAUUGACGACAUUGCAUUUCAUUCAAACAUACCCGUGGCAGCAGAUAUAACAGUAGCCAUAGUGUAUGCAGUGUUUGGCAUGUGCUCUCUGUUUAGCAACAGCACACUGCUAUACAUCUCCUACAAAAAGAAGCACCUGCUCAAACCUGCUGAGUUCUUCAUAAUCAACCUGGCCAUCAGCGACAUGAGUCUAACCCUGUCCCUCUACCCCAUGGCCAUCACCUCCAGCAUCUACCAUAGGUGGCUGUUUGGGAAAACAGUGUGUUUGAUCUACGCGUUCUGCGGCAUGUUGUUUGGAGUCUGCAGUCUGACAACUCUCACCCUGUUGAGCAUGGUGUGUUUUGUGAAAGUAUGUUAUCCUCUCUACGGUAACCGGUUCAACGCCGUCCACGGCCGUCUACUGAUAGCCUGUGCUUGGGCUUGGGCCCUGGUGUUCGCCUGCUCCCCUCUGGCCCACUGGGGUGAGUAUGGUCCGGAGCCCUACGGCACAGCCUGCUGCAUCGACUGGCGCCUGUCCAACCUGCAUCCCGUGGCCCGCUCCUACACGGCGGCGCUCUUUGUCUUGUGCUACAUCGUGCCCUGCUGUGUCAUCGUGGCGUCCUACACGGGCAUCCUGAUGACGGUCCGAGCCUCCCAUAAGGCCAUGGAGCAUCACGAGGCCCGGCAGACCAAGAUGAGCAACAUCCAGGAUGUUAUUGUGAAGCUGAGUGUCGCUGUCUGUAUCGGUUUCUUCGCAGCGUGGAGCCCUUAUGCUGUGGUGUCGAUGUGGGCAGCGUUCGGACACAUGGAUAACAUCCCACCUUUGGCGUUCGCCGUGCCUGCCAUGUUUGCUAAGUCCUCCACCAUCUACAACCCCAUUAUCUACCUGCUGCUCAGGCCUAACUUCCGCAGGGUGAUGUACCGAGACCUGGUGAGCCUUUGCAGGGCCUUUCUGAAGGGCUGCCUGUGCUCCUGCUCCCAGGGCGCUGUGGGGAAGUGCCACUCCCACUUGGUGGUCCGGGUCAGCCUCCAAUCGUUCUGUAGACGUCUGGGCCACGGCCAGUCUUGUUCCCCCACCUCAUCCGCCCGCCAAGCCCUGGGCGAGUCCAGAGGUUGCACUAGCCCCGGCGAGAAGUGCAGCGAUGCCUUCGAGUGCUUCAGACACUACCCAAGAGGUUGCCAUGGCGGUACCAACAUCCCCAGCUCCUCAGCCAAAGUUUACGCACCUCAGGAUCAGCUCUCAACAGAGCCCCAGCUGCAGUCGAUGACUCAAAAACAGAUGCGGAAGCAGGAAGCGUGUCAUAAGAAGUCCCUGCGAGCCACCAAGCACAGCAAAAGGACCUCAGAAAUCGACAACCUUCGGAUCAACUUUGAGAUGGUGCCGGGACACGCUAAAGUGGCCUGGCCCUAAAAUGUUAAAUAUUCAUUCUGGUUUUAUAGUUUUUUUUACAUCUCUGGUCUAUAUUUGGCAGUUGAUAUAUAAAUAAAUUCCAUAAUUUAAAACAUGUUUAUCUGUCAAGAUAGACAUUGAC